Punica granatum (pomegranate) is the source of this 797-nucleotide messenger RNA. Lineage: Eukaryota; Viridiplantae; Streptophyta; Magnoliopsida; Myrtales; Lythraceae. The record is from RefSeq and is a predicted model, not a curated record.
GUGGGACGAGCCCAAGGAUCAAUUGAGUUGAGUUGUUCCUGCUUUGCUUGGGAAAAUUCAAAAUGGCAUGUUCUGGCGUAAGUUCACUAAUGAAUCCCUCCCUCUUCUUCGCCACAUCCCAACUCAAUAAGGGCUUGCCGUUUUCAGCCCAUUCCACUCACAGCGCCGCCACCACCACCACCACUAGCUUUGGAUCUCUGUCGGUCAGAGUCAGAGCAUCAUCAUCAUCAUCCGAAGGGAUGGCCACAGUGGAGGAGAAGCUGGGCAUCAAGAUUGAGAGGAACCCUCCCGACUCCAAACUCACCCAGCUCGGUGUUCGCAGUUGGCCCAAGUGGGGUUGCCCUCCCAGCAAAUUUCCGUGGACAUACAGUGCCAAGGAGACAUGCUACCUCUUGGAGGGGAAGGUGAAGGUCACCCCUGAUGGAGCAAACGAGGCAGUCCAGAUAGGAGCAGGUGAUCUGGUGGUGUUUCCCAAGGGAAUGAGUUGCACCUGGGAUGUUUCUGUUGCUGUGGACAAGCACUACAAAUUUGAGUAGUAGCUAGCUCCAUUAAGCACGAACUCCGGCUGAUUGCACUUGCAGCGUUUUUUUCGUUUUAAUCUUUAGUUAGGUGCACAAACAAUUGCAGCUUAAAAUGAAUGGUGCUGGACCUGGAUACAUAUAUGCGUGUGUCCAUACAUAUAUAGACUAAGUAGUUUGUGGUUGCGGCUGCGGCUGCGGUGUGUGUAAUAUAUCAGACCUCCCUCUCAAAUAAAGGCUGGCUGCUGUAUUCUGCCGGUCGUCUCUCAAUUGACCUUA